CGUGGUCUUUCUCUCUCUCACUCACUGGUAGACGUGGGCGGCCCCGUGUGGUCGGGAGAACGAAACAUGACACUCAGAAACGGAGGAGAGCGAGGGGGCGACGGGGGAAAAGAGCGCACGGGGAGUGAGUGGAAAAAAAAUAAGAGGGGGGUGCUAAAAAAUAAAAAAAUAAAAAGAGACAGCGAGAGAGAACAUUUAGAGAAAAGCACCAGACACUAUAGAUAUCUUUGUUUCUAUUGGUAUGUUUUGACCGUCAGAAUGAUGUGGUGCAGCUCUGCAACGCGACCAAACUAAUUAGUAAUUUAGCAAGUAGCGUUCAGGCCACUGGCGCCCGGAGACGCACACGGCUACACCGCGGAACUCCUCUCCCAUCUUGGCUACUGUUGGAGCACAAGUGCGGCUCUUCUGGAGUAAAACAACGUCCAGUCGAAAUCCAGAUCGAUGAGGGACGGCGGAGGAGUGGAGUAGAGUGGAGCAGAGGAUAGAAAGAAGGGACGCUGGUGGCGUGAAAGUAGCUAAAAGGGUAGGGAAAAGUUAGCGAGGAGUUUGUUUGCGGCGAGCAGAGGACUGGUUAGCGGAUCCGGGCUCAGGGAGACCAUGAAGACCGCGGGGGAUUCCGGGUUUGCCUUCCCAGAAUGGGCGUACAAGCCGGAGUCAAGCCCGGGCUCCAGACAGAUCCAGCUGUGGCAUUUCAUCCUGGAGCUGCUCAGGAAGGAGGAGUACCACGAUGUCAUUGCCUGGCAGGGCGACUACGGCGAGUUCGUCAUCAAGGACCCGGACGAGGUGGCUCGACUGUGGGGUGCCCGUAAGUGCAAACCUCAGAUGAACUACGACAAGCUCAGCCGAGCGCUCAGAUACUACUACAAUAAAAGGAUCCUGCACAAGACUAAAGGGAAAAGGUUCACCUACAAGUUUAAUUUCAACAAGCUUGUGCUCGUCAACUACCCGUUCAUUGACAUGGGGUCUGCAGGUUCCAGUGUGCCCCAGAGUGCUCCACCCAUCCCAUCAGGUGUUGGAUCCCACUUUCGUUUCCCUCCUUCUACUCCAUCUGAUGUUCUCUCCCCGAAUGGUGAAGAGCUGCGCAGUCCUGGAGUGUUUGCCAGUGUGGCCCGGAGGGCGGCGCGGGGGUCUGUGUCCGACUGCAGCGACGGCACCUCUGUAGCCUCAGAGCUGGAGGAGGUGGGCAUCACUGCCAGUGACGAGCGCCCAGCAGAGCGAGCCUUCAGAUCUCUGUUCCUGCCACACCAUCCGCGGCUAAAUCACGACUCUCUGUUUCGCAUGUAUGGUGUUCCUCCCCCUGGCCCUGUACCCUUCCCUGCCUCACCUCUGCCUGGUGGCGCCCUGCUGCCCCCGCAACUCUCACCUGCCCUCUCCAUGACUUCAACACCAACCUCACACCUGCCCUAUACACCCUCGCCCUCACUGGCGUCACCCAUGCCCGGCUCACGCUUCUCCUUCAGCCCUGAAGACAUGAAGCGCUAUCUGCAAGCACAUGCUCAGAGUGUCUACAACUACCACCUCAGUCCACGUGCCUUCCCACACUACCCCAGUAUUGUUGUACCCCAGCCGCAGCGUCCUGAUAAGGGCCUGGCAGGGCCGCCAGUGGGCACACACUUCGCUGCUCACCCACUGCACCACCAGCAGCCUGAAGAGCCACACCCCUCACCCUUUAAAUUCAAGCUUCAGCCACCACCGCUGGGCCGAAAGCACCGGGAUGGCCCGCCCUCCUCAGCAGCAGGACACAUUCCUUCUGGUUCUGCCUCCACGGGCUUGUUUGUGGGUGAAAGUGGCUCUGGCAUAGGCCAGGGUUCCAAUUCUGCACCUUCUGGACUGGCCAACAGUGGCUCCGGAGGGCCACCAAAGAUCAAGGUUGAGCCUGUCUCAGACAUAGAAUCAGAGGAAGAAGUAGAGGUCACUGAUAUAAGCGAAGAAGAUGACAACUGUGAUGUGUUUGCCCCAUCACACUGCAACGGAGGAUCUGCCCUUCUGCCCGGCCCUGAUGGGAUCAUAGACAAUGAGGAGGAUGAUCUUGAGGAAGAUGUAUUUAAGACUCCAGCAGCACCCCCUUCUGGUGCUAUUAGUGGCAUUGCCAUUGGGGUUGGCAUGACGUUGCCAGGCCUCAAAGCUGAACCCAGAGAGGGAAGUCCCAGCAGCCCCAGUGGCACCCAGUGCAUCCCGCUGAAACUGCGCUUCAAGCGCCGCUGGAGUGAAGACCAGCGAAUGGAGGCAGAAACCGAGGAGGCUGAAGACAAAAAGAGCCGUGCUGAAAAGGAGGAACCCUCAGCCCGAGAAGCGCAACCUCAAAGGGUACAGCCAAACGACGAGGGAAGAAGCCUUGUGAACUUGGCCGCACCCCUGAGCUCGGGCAAGAGGAGAGUGAGCUCCGAGCUUCAGAAAGCAACAGCGCAAUUAUCUUUAGAAAACAAUGGGUGCUGAGGAGAGAAUUGUGCAUACUGUCAUAUGUAAGAUGAUAGGCACCGAUCUGUGCUUAGCUAUUGGCUGUGGAUACAGACUUACACACAUUCAGAACCAUUGGCUGAAAAAUUAAAUCUAUAUGCAGUAACUCUCAGCGGUUUUCCACACAUGAAUGCCUGACGCAUGCUGACUUCAAGGUGCUGAGACACUACAAAUGGCUGAUACUGACUGCUCCUCCUCUGCAGGAUGAUUCAAAAAGUCCCACACCCACGUUUGACCUUCUCACCCCCUUGGUCUGCUCCAUUUCUCAACCACGCCUAUCAAAUUUUCAUGAAUAAACUGACCAUUACGCACUAUAAUGGACGUUUCUUUUCCUUGGAACUCCUUAGUGACUCUGCUAUUUACAUUAAAGGGAGGAGCAUCGAUGCCUUUCCAACACAGUUUAACAAACAACAAAGUGCCUGAAAUGGUCAACAUAGUCUGCUAUAUAGAGCAAUGAGUAAAGGAGCUGAUAUUGAGAGAUGACCUUUCCCACCUCUGGGCUGUAGUGCUUCUGACUAAUUGGACAUGUAAAGUCACACCUUGUCAUUCAACGAUGGCUUUUUAUCCUCCCAGACAUUAAGUUAAGAACAGUCCUCUGUCAGCAUGACGUUCUUAAAGAAGUCUCAGGUCCUCGGAGGGACGUUUUUGCUGUACAAGUUGCUGAAGCCUUUUUGCUCGCAAAACAGUACCUCCUUACAGUCACUGCCUUCACACCUUGAUGCUACACACUAACUGCUAAACACUGCCUUAUAACGCUCGUGGGGUCCACAAAAGAGUUUCAGAGGCAUAGCAGAGCACCUCUCUGUCCCCAGUCCUAUUCACUCAGCUUCUGUUAGUUAAAGGGACCACUUGAACUUUCACUGAUGUCUCCAGAUGUAAAUACAUCCCUGAUGCAGCAUAGAUUUUAGCGUACCUACCCUCUUUAAAGCUUGGCAUUAAUUCCUGCGACCAAGUACGAUUUGUAUAUAAUGACUGGUUCUCCCCUUUUAAUCAAUUUUGACCCUGAAAGAGACAGUACUGCACAAUGAGCAGUUGCUCUUACAGGUGAGAGUGGUGAAUAGAAGAUUGUAGCAUGUUUUCAAAGUCCUUGAUGCCUGUCUAAAGAAUUCUUGAAAAAUAGCAGGUUCGUGAGCAAAAAUCUCAGGCACACGUCAGCAAGUCCUAACCUCGACUCUAUGGGUCCAUGAAGCCUUUUACAGAAAGAAUUUAAAACGUGAGAUUGUGCCUUUUUCUAUACAAGCAGAUUUGCUUUCCUAUUCUUUAAAAACAAAACAAAAAAAACCCACCACAUUUAAACAGAAAAAGACUCAACCUCAGAUUUGGGCGGCUGUGGCUUAGGUGGUAGAGCGGGUUGUCCACUAAUGCCGGCCCACAUACCGAAGUGUCCUUGGGCAAGACACUGAACCCCAAGUUGCUCCUCAUGACAGGCUAGCACCUUGCGUGGCAGCUCUGCUGUCAUUAGUGUGUGUGGGUGUGUGGGUGUGUGGGUGUGUGGGUGUGUGUGUGGGUGUGAAUGGGUGAAUAAGACACAGUGUAUGUGCUUUGUAGAACCGCAGAGGUAAAAAAAAAAAAAAAAGCGCUAUAUAAGUGCAGACCAUUUACUUCUGUAUUGUCUUGGACUUGUAUUUUUUUUAGGAGAAAGAACAUCAAAAUAAAGCCCAUAUAUUGCAUACAUUCAUUAUAUAUAUUUGAUACAGAUAAUCUAUAUUCAAAACUUUGAAUAGUUUUGAUAAUUCUAUUUUUAAAGAUAAGAAUAUUUAAAAUAUGCGCAAGACCUCAAAUGUGUAAUUACAGGGAUCCUACAUUGCUUUUCUGAGAAUGAUUAGGGUUUACAAAGUGUUAUUAAAGACAAGACAGGAAGUGAUUGUACCUUAAGCAUUGAUAUUUUUAUGAUAAAUUUCCCACACAUGCACGAUCAUACACAGAAGCAGAAUGCAAGGUGAAGGCAGGGAUAUUUCACUCAAGUUGAACUGAAUUGUCGCUCCUCGGCGCAUACAUGAGCUAGUGCUUUCGUUAGAACCGCGUUUAAUGGCAUUGAAGGUUCUGUAGAGUAGAUGAGAUCAUGCAGGAGCAAUCCCUGACCUCAGGAAAUAAAGCAGGUCCGGGUCAAAUCCGAAAAAAGUUCAAUAUUACACCCUUAAGUCAGUGGAACAUAACAACUGAGGCAGAUUAAAACAUUUUAAAUGUGUAAUUUUUUUUUGUUUUGUUUUUUUUUCUUUCCAUUGCUGAGUACAUACUGUAAGCAAAUCUAUGGCAGUGCAAAACUUUGCCACAGCUUUCCCCCUUUUGCUUUAUCCCUUGAUUUCUCUCUCUCUCUCUUUUAAAAGCUUUAGAUGGAGUUCAUCAGCGCUGCAUUACACCAGCUCUGCCUGACAGCUGCCUUACUUAUUCAUACUUGUAAAAGAAUUUCAGAUAUUUUUCAUAUCUUCAGUAUAGACAUUGCUGUUUUUAUUCUACCUAUUCAUGUCGUCAUUUAUUAUUUUUAAACAGUGAUAUUUUGUACCCUUUCUUGAAAGAUUUCAGUUUCAGCAAAGUGUAUUCCAAAUUCGUAAUGGCAAACACAGUCCUUGCUUUGUAGCUUGCCUUGUACGCUGGUUUUAAUCAUUAAAAAGCCAGAAAAAGGGGAGGGGUAACAUUAUGCUAUCACAUUAUUUUUAUCUAAAUAUAUUCUUCUUUUUUUUUUUUUUUUUUAAUCUUUUGUGUACAUAUAUAUAUAUAAUUUUUUUUUCAUUUUGGUGGACUGUAGAACAAUGAAGAAGUUUCUUUAUUGUGUAUAAGGUGUCUCUUUCUUUUCUGUACAUGUAUUAAUCUCUUCCUCACCCGCACAUAUGCUUAUACUCUCAGCAGUUAUGUGUAACACUCUAAAGAAGAUAUGUAACUUGACAUCAUGAGGAAAUGUAUUUUAGUUUCUCCUUUUUAAAACUAUAAUCAGGGUUCAUUAAAAACAGGUAAACGUGAAUCAAAUUGCCUUAGGUGUCUUUUUGUAUUAUUAUUUCUUUUAUUCAAAUGUUGGCUAAAGAUAAAUCAUAGCUGCUUGGUGUGUAUAGACAUGCAAGUCUACUACAUGAACAUCUAACGCUGCAGUUUUUGUCUAUUAGUCCCUGAGAUGUUCUGUACCUUUCAUAACGAUCAUUUUCAGGUGAUAGUCUCUACUGUUGCUGUGCAAACAAAAAGAUCUGAAGAUUUCAAUCAAGAGAAAACAAUCAGGAGAUCACAAGUUCAAAUUUGGAGCAAAGUUGCUCUCUGGGUGUCCUGGGUCCAUGAAAGGUAAAUUCCUCAGGACUACAGAUGCUUUGCUUAACUUAAGGCCAAAACUAAUUCAGUCUCGAGUAGGCACUGCAGGUCACGGCCAAAACCAAUGCUAGAACCAACCAUAGAAGACGGUAAAUCCUUGUUUAUUUAUUCACAGUUAGUCGUUUGUUUGGGUGAAAAGAUUUUGUUUGGUUUUUUUUUUACAUUACAAUUUUUUUUAUUGAUAUUAAAUCAUCUGAAAUAUUUAAUACUGAAAAGGAGAGAAAUCCCAUAAAAGAGAGGCUUUAACAUUUUAAAAGAUUUUGUGAUUUUUAAAAUCACAAUACUCAUGAUAUCUCAGAAGAGUAAAAAGUCCAGGUGACUUUAUUUCUAAUCUUCAGCUGUCCAGUGUGGGUGAGUCUCCUCUUCUGACAGGACUGAACCCCCAUGUGGUCUUCUGCUGUUGUAGCUCAUCCACCACAACGGUCGACUUCUUGUGCUCUCUGAGAUGCGUUUCUGCUCACCACGGUUGUAAAGAGUGAUUAUAUGAGUUACUAUAUCCUUCCUGUCAGCUCAGACCAGGCUUGUCAUUCUCCUCUGAUCUCUCAUCAAUAAUGAUGUUCCAAACUGCAGACCCUCUGCCCACACGAGGUUUUGUUUUUUGCACCAUUCUGUGUAAACUCUCUUAAAGUCGCACUUUGUCUUCAUUCUGAUGUUUGAUGUGAACAUUAGCUGAAGUUCUUGACCUGUAGCUGCAUGAUUUUAUGCAUUGUGCUGCUGCCACAUGAUUGGCUGAUUAGAUAACUGCAUGAAUGAGAAGGUGUACCAUCCACUUUCCUAUUAAAGUGCAUGGUGAGUGUAUUAUAGGAAAUUCCUGUAUUUCCUGUCGUGGUUUCCAGGUGACACUUUUAUUAUAGAAAUGUCCAUUUUAUUUGACAUUUGAUCAACAAAAUUAAAUUCCAUGUUCAUUUCAUUGUUUUCUCCUACUGAACACCUUUAUAUUAUUAUUAUUAUUAUUAUUAGCAAAGGUUUUCACUCAGUGGAUAUGCUUUAGUUCAGCUAAAAUCGAUGAUGGUCCAAUAAUAUAAAAACGACUUCUUAUAAAGUUAUAAACAUGCGCAUUAAGCAGCUAACAUAACUAACUGGUUACCUUUGAAUACUUAACGCAAGGCUUCCCAAGCUAGGGGUCCGGACCCCACGUGUGGUUCCUGAAUUACAAAAGGUUGUGAGAGAGACUCAAUCUCCAGAUUUAUUUUACAAGUUAAUAGUAUUUAUUGUGUGUUGCUGAGAUUCAGAUACUUCUCCCCUCCAUGGAACCUUGAAGGAUCUGACCGAGAGAUAGGAUUCUACACAGCACAGAGUCGUUACAGUGAAACCUAGACUGGAGAGAGUUGACAGGAGGAUCUGAUGAUUCACAGUGCCAUGGUGGCAGAGAGGUCAAGUAGACGACCGAUGAUCUUCAGGUUGAUCUCGCUAGUCAUAAGACUUCAGUGAUGGUCACUG
Messenger RNA from Ictalurus furcatus (blue catfish), 7191 nucleotides. RefSeq names its product Ets2 repressor factor (gene erf). Lineage: Eukaryota; Metazoa; Chordata; Actinopteri; Siluriformes; Ictaluridae. Gene Ontology annotation, biological process: regulation of transcription by RNA polymerase II; cell differentiation. Bases 598 to 2436 code for a protein of 612 amino acids. Gene Ontology annotation, cellular component: nucleus. The transcript has 5 exons. The record is from RefSeq and is a predicted model, not a curated record. Gene Ontology annotation, molecular function: sequence-specific DNA binding; DNA-binding transcription factor activity, RNA polymerase II-specific.